Messenger RNA from Linnemannia hyalina, 2517 nucleotides. Lineage: Eukaryota; Fungi; Mortierellomycota; Mortierellomycetes; Mortierellales; Mortierellaceae. The record is from the annotation of a GenBank genome assembly.
AUGGCCAUCGCUUUCAAGGUCCCUCGGCUUAUGAGCCCCUUCUACGUCUUUAUCAUCAUCUGUACCCUUAUCCCCAUCGCCUACAGCGCCGGAGAUUACUGGUUCACCUGGCAGCUGAAGAUCAAGAACAAUUACGUCUACGGCCAGCGUGAUUUCUAUGUCCUCGGUGCCUGCAUUGCUCCUUCUGUCCUCGGCCACAUUGCCACGAUCUGGGGUCAUUACUACCGUGCCGAGCGCGAGUUCCAGCACAGCAUUGCUAAGGUCACCACUCCCGCUUCGGUCAACCAAAAGAUCUCGCUAUGGGAGCGUCACAUCUGGUGGGGUUACACCGUCAAGUACUGGAUCAUGGUUGCCUUCACUGUUUUGUUGAACGUUGCCUGGUUUGUUACCCCCAUGGUCACCGGUACUGCUCGUAUGAUUGAGCGUUUCGGAAACCUCGGAGGCAUUGCUCGCAUGGUCGGUAAUGCCAGCGGUUACUGUGUUGUUGCUUGCUGUGGCAUGAUCCUUUUCCUUGUCCUUCGUCGCUCGAUGCUCCACGCCAUCGGCUUCACCUACUCUGAGAUCGUGCCUUUGCACAGAUGGUUGGGUGCUGCCAUUGUCGGUUGGUCCACCAUCCACACUGCUGGUUACAUGAUCUUCUUGGGUUCCGAGGGUCGUCUCCAGUCUGACAUCAACUUUUUUGAUUUGUCGCGUGGUACCCUUAACAUGAUGGGAGUCUUUGCCUACGGUGCUGUCUGUCUCCUUGGUCUUGGUGCCAUCCCCCAGAUCCGUAGACGCUGCUACUUGCUCUUCAUAAGCACUCAUCGCUUCUUCACUGCCGUCUUCUUCAUCGGCAUGAUUACUCACUUCCCCAACCCCAUGCUCUGGUACUACCUUCUGCCCACCAUCGUCCUCUUCCUUGUCGAUCGCUUCGUCCCCAAGGUCAUGCAGGCCCGCACCGUCCUCCCCGAGGCCACCUGCACCUUCAACUCGGACGCCGAUAUCAUCCGCAUGACCUUCACCUCGCCCGAGCCCAUGAAGCCCUACUACCCCGGUGAUUACAUCUCGGUCCAGAUUCCCAAGAUCGGUACUAUCUACCAUCCCUUCACCAUUGCCUCCUACUGGCCUGAGGACCCUUAUUCGAUGACCUUGUACAUCCGUACCUUUGAGGACUCGAAGCUCUCCUGGACCUGCAACUUGGCCAAGCUCUGCGGUAACGAAGAUAAACGCAUCCGUGUCCGUGCCAACGUCGAUGGUGUCUUUGGUGACCGUCGCCACGACUAUCUCAAGUCCGAGACCAUGAUUAUCUUUGUUGCCGGUGCUGCCAUUACCACCUUCAUGUCCUUGAUCAAGGCUAUCGCAGCCCAGAUUGCAGCUUCUGACGAGCCUCUCCGCAUGCAGUUGCACCUCAUUUGCACAUUCCGUACCCGCUCCGAGCUCCACGCCUAUGGUUCUUUCCUCCACCAGAUCACCCGCGACCCUCGCUUCACCAGCUGGUUGCAUGUUGAGAUCUUUGUUUCCCGCCCCGACAAGCCCCAGACUCUCUUGGGAGCUCACGCCCACGUUGUCAAGAACGAUAUCCAGGUCCCCAGCAAGUCCCAGAAAAAGGAGAAGAAGAAGCGCUUCAUGUCCUUCAAGCGUACCGGUACCAUGCUCAAGCGCGCCCUCUCUGGUCGCACCAUUGUUGCCGAAAACGAGAAGUCCACCGCUACAUCUCCUACUAUAUCUGACGUUGCUGGUGAGACUACCGCCAACAGCGUGAAUUCUUCUCUCCGCCGCUCGGGCUCUGUCCACACCGUUGUCGACUUGGAGGAUAUUGCUGAGGAGGCCACUGAGGGUUCCAGCUCCAGCAGCAACAGCUCCAUUACUAAGGAGAAGGCUGCUUUGGCUGCCAAGGAGCCCCUGUCUGCUAACGCCCCUACCCGUGCCAUGACCUACAACGACCAGCCCCUCCCCACCUUCCAGGCCUCGAACUCGACCUCAGUCGCGACCAAGUGGGCCAGGCUCGAUCUUUUGGUUACCUGCACCAUCCUUUUCAUCCCUCUUGCUGCCUGGUGUGUUGCCCGUAGUGUAUCCUGGGAGGGCCCCGACAACUGGUGCCCCACCACCAAGUUGCGUGGUACGAUUAUCAGUGCCAAGUGUCGUUGGACCUAUGCUCUCAUCCCCGGUGUCAUCCACAUCAUCAUUGCCUCGAUUGCCGGUUAUUUCGCUGUCUGGCUGGCCCGCACUGUCAUUCUCCGUCGCGGCCGCGAUGUCGAGACCGGUCUUCCCUAUCCCGAUUUCGACGCUGAGGAUGAGCGCCUUGCGAUUGAGGACGGUAACUGGGAUGAGGGUGAUGUUGUCUACUCCAAGGGUCGUCUUGAUGUCAAGAAGGCCAUCCAGGGCUUUGUCGAUGCCGGUGUGGGCAAGAAGGAGAACGGCCACGGUUUGGUUUCUGUCUUUGGAGGUGGACCUGAUGGUUUUGUUGCCAUGAUCGAGAAGCAUACCAAUGCUGCCAACUGGUCUGUUGACUUCCACCGCGAGACCUGGGCCCCUUAG